This is a messenger RNA of Fusarium musae, 783 nucleotides long. RefSeq lists its product as uncharacterized. The record is from RefSeq and is a predicted model, not a curated record. Gene Ontology annotation, molecular function: cysteine-type deubiquitinase activity. Lineage: Eukaryota; Fungi; Ascomycota; Sordariomycetes; Hypocreales; Nectriaceae. Gene Ontology annotation, cellular component: cytoplasm. The coding region runs from base 1 to 783 and encodes 260 amino acids. The transcript has a single exon. Gene Ontology annotation, biological process: protein deubiquitination; ubiquitin-dependent protein catabolic process.
AUGGCAGUCUAUCACAGCGCCGAGGGCAGAAAGUUCUUUGUCCCGCUUGAGAACAACCCUCAGGUCUUCACCAACCUAGCCCACGACUUAGGCAUGGAUCCUAAGCUGGCCUUCCAUGAUGUCUACUCCCUCGACGAACCAGAGCUCCUGGCCAUGGUGCCGCGCCCAGCACACGCUCUCAUCUUCAUCACGCCUUCUAACGCGUACCACGCCGUUGAGGCCGAAGACGUCGCCGCUGGCAAGAGAACGCCAGCGCCUCCUAACCGGAAAACCUACUCUAUGGAAGGCUUCGAUGACCUCUACCCGACGGACCAGCCGGUCCUUUGGUUCCCCCAGACAAUCGGAAACGCCUGUGGCAUGGUAGCACUCGUCCACGCCCUUCUCAACGGCUCAUUACGCGAGCGCCUCGUACCGUCGUCGCCACUAGCAGGACUCCUCGAUGAAGCUCUCAAGCUGCCCCUGCCCACUCAGCACGCGGACCUGCUGUAUAACUCAGUCGUUAUAGAAGAUGCUCACAGCAAGGCGGCAGCUAGAGGUGAUACUGCAGCGCCUGAUGCCCAGGAUCCCAUAGGGUAUCAUUUCAUGGCUUUUGUGAAGGGGACGGAUGGGAAUCUCUGGGGGCUGGAUGGAAGCUUUGGUGGGAUGAUGUGCUACGGGCCCGUGAGUGAGGGGGAGGAUAUGCUGAGUAGCAAGGUCUUGGAUAUUGGUGUGCGGCGAUUCAUCAAGGCAGGGCAGGGGAGUUCUGAGUUUAGUAUCAUUGCGCUAUCUGAUGGGGAGGAGUAG